CCCUCACAGGGGCCCCAGUCCUCCCGAGGGCGGGAGGGCGCCAGGCUUCGAGGCCCUCACAGCGCCGUGCACACUGCGUGGGGGUCUGACCUGGCCCCCGGGGGAGGGGCGGUUUGAAAGCAGGGCCCUGAGCCGGCGCAACAGGAAGGAAACACUACCACACCAGCCCUGAGCUCUGUAUAGCUUCCUUUUCAUCAGUAGCAAUCUACAAAGUGAAGAGGGGAGGAAAGGGGAGGAAAAAAAAAACCGCCCAGACUCCCAGCAUCCCUCUGCAAACAGCAUGGCUGCCCCCAGGAGCUCCUGGGGAUUUCUCUGUCCUAGUUAAGUUUGUUACCCAAAACGUAGAAGGGUAGCUGCAAAUUGCCACAGCACGCUCUGGAAUACUGAAUUUUUGGCUGGUGUUUCAGGCCCUAACUAUCCUGGUUGCUUGUGCUGACGCUCAUGCCAUGGAUGCAUCAGUGGAUACAUGGAGCUACUUCUACACUCAUCUGAUGUCGAUAUGGCUAAACAGGUUUUACAUCUACUCUUGUGCAGCUUUUGGCAUCGGUAUUUGGAUCUGCUUUCAGUUCAUUGCCACCAAAGCCAAAAAGCAGGAUGAAAAAUCCACCGAGAAGCUAACUCCAUCUAAAGUAACACAAGAUGUGCUAAUAAAUGGAUAUACAAAGCCAAAGACGAAGGAGGUUUAUGUUACUGGGGUGAAGGUUUUCUAUGGCUCUCAGACUGGCACUGCUAAGGGAUUUGCAACAAUUCUUGCUGAAGCUAUUCUCUCCCUUAAUUUGCCUGCAGAAAUCAUUAACAUGAGAGACUAUGAUCCAGAUGAUUGUCUAGCUGAAGAGGCAACCAGUAAAAAUAUUUGUGUGUUUCUGGUUGCUACCUACACUGAUGGACAGCCAACUGAAAAUGCAGCGUGGUUCUGCAAAUGGUUAGAAGAGGCUGUGAAUGACUUUAGGUUUGGCAAAACCUAUCUGAAAGGCAUGAGAUACGCUGUGUUUGGCUUGGGAAAUUCAGAAUAUGUGGACCACUACAACACGGUUGGAAAAAACAUUGACAAAUGGCUGUGGAUGCUCAGUGCUAGUCGUGUCAUGACUCGUGCGGAGGGGGACUGUAAUGUAGCCAAAAGCAAGCGCGGCAGCAUCGAGGCUGACUUCUAUGCUUGGAAGGCCAGGUUCCUCGCUAGGCUCCAGGCACUUUGCAAAGGGGAGAAGAAGCCCUGUAGCGGAAACUGUAAGAAAGGCAAGUGCAAAUCCAAAGGGAAGCAGAGCAAGGAAGGAUCGGAUCAUGAGCAAAGGGUGUCAGAGCAGGAGAACACUGAGGUGGAGGAUUUAUUUGAAACCACCAGUGAGGAGGAGUCGGGCGCUGAGGAAGAGGGAAGCCGUAACUCUGUCAUUGAUGUUGAAGAUCUGGGCAAAAUUAUGGGUCACAUGAAGAAAGCCAAGAAAGAAUAUGAACUUGAGGAAGAAGCUGGCAGGACAGGUCCAUCUCAGCAGAGCAGUGGGAAAAAUGAGGAGAGUGAAAGGAGGGAGAUGAUCACUCCAGGUCUUAGAGAUGCACUUACGAAACAAGGAUACAAAUUGAUUGGAAGCCAUUCCGGUGUGAAGCUUUGUCGGUGGACAAAGUCGAUGCUGCGAGGUAGAGGAGGCUGCUACAAACACACCUUUUAUGGCAUUGAAAGUCACCGCUGCAUGGAGACCACACCGAGCCUGGCUUGUGCAAACAAAUGUGUGUUUUGCUGGAGGCAUCAUACAAAUCCAGUGGGCACAGAGUGGCGGUGGAAAAUGGACCAACCUGAAAUGAUCUUGCGGGAGGCUAUUGAAAACCACCAGAGCUUGAUCAAGCAAUUUAAAGGUGUGCCAGGAGUGAGAGGUGAUCGCUUUGAAGAAGGGAUGGUGGUGAAACACUGUGCACUGUCUCUGGUGGGAGAGCCAAUUAUGUACCCAGAAAUCAACACAUUCUUAAAACUGCUGCACCGGCACAACAUCUCCAGCUUCCUGGUUACAAAUGCACAGUUCCCUGUGGAGAUUAGGAACCUUGAGCCAGUAACGCAGCUGUAUGUCAGCGUGGAUGCCAGCACCAAAGAAAGCCUGAAGAAAAUUGACCGUCCCCUCUUCAAGGAUUUCUGGCAAAGGUUUCUAGACAGUUUAAAGGCCUUGGCUGAAAAGCAACAGCGCACAGUGUAUAGACUGACACUGGUGAAAGCUUGGAACGUGGAUGAACUCAAAGCCUAUGCUGAGCUGGUGUCCCUUGGUAAACCAGACUUCAUCGAAGUUAAGGGUGUGACGUACUGCGGUGAAAGCUCGGCCAGCAACUUAACCAUGGCCAAUGUCCCCUGGCACGAAGAGGUGGUGCAUUUCGUCCGGGAGUUGGCUGACCUGAUUCCAGACUAUGACAUUGCGUGUGAACAUGAACACUCAAACUGCCUCCUGAUAGCUCACAAAAAGUUCAAGAUCGAUGGAGAAUGGUGCACGUGGAUCGAUUAUGAUCGUUUUCAGGAGCUGGUCCAGGAGUAUGAAAAUAGCAGGGGAUCAAAGACCUUCACCGCAGCAGAUUACGUAGCCAAAACACCACACUGGGCAGUGUUUGGCUCCAGAGAGAGGGGCUUUGAUCCUUUGGACACUAGAUUUCAACGAAAGAACAAAAUAAAGGACAUCUCGGGGUGUUGAUAUCACUCACCUGAUUGACAGAUAGAGCUGUUGUUUGGUUUUUCUUCCUUAUAUAGCAUAACUUGGAUACAGAAUAUUUGCACAUAGCCCUGACCCUUGACAGCAACAAAAAGGCAAAAGCCCUUUGUAAUCUCUUCCCUUCUGUUCCUUCUAGCGCCGCGAUUUAAAAUAUUAGACACUUUUAAAUCUAGUACAAAUGAUCCAUAUAAGUAAUUUGCUAUAAUUGGCAUGGUGCCACAUACAUUUUAUUCUGUGUUUAGACUUUGCAAUUAGAGAGUAACUGUGGCCCACACAAUUUAGUGUUACAGCUUUUAUUUUGUUGCUCAACUUUUUGGAGUGGAGAGAGCUGGCGCCUGCUUGCUUCCUGUUUCAACAUUUAAAUAUUCUGUUUCAAUAACAAUGCUAGGGAGAGUCGAAUUUUUCAGUGUAACUAUCCCCCUAGUUUGGUUGUCUGAGUGCAUGAAACCUAGGAGCUCUGGUUUUAAAAGCCUGAUCCAUACCAGGAGCAUCACGCCAUUGGCAGCACCUAAGAUUUAUGAACCUGUAUGUCAAACACAAACACUCAUUGCUAUAAAAAAACAAAUUAAUCUAGAGCCCGAUCCAGCAAGGUGGAAAGUAUCCACUGAAGUUAUAGAACACCUCUAACUAUGCUGGUAGCGUGAAGCCUUUAAAACAUGCCCCAGUGUCUUCCAACUUCAUGGAUUCUUAUAUUUAAUAUUUUCUAAAUAGUCGUGCCUCCAAACAAAAUGUGUUCAGUUUUGUAUGAACUCUUUUGGGCCAAAUUGUGCUCACCAGAUUUGUGCACACUGUCCUAUUGAUUUCAGUGUGAGUUUUGAGUGAGGUAGACUAUCAGUAUUUGAUCAUUUGAGUAAGCCGGCAGUGAAUUUUAAUUUGAAUCCCUGACCAGUAGGAAAACCUAAAUACAUCAGGCCUUAAUAUCUAAAGAAUCAUUUCUGCCUUUGAACGGAAAGACUGGAACGAUCAACAAUAUUUUGAAACGACUAGGAAUAAGGCACCAACAGAAUCUCUUGAACCAAAUCAUUACUUGCAUUUUUGGCAGGGUGAUAGUGGCUAAUCUUUGAGCCUAAGUGUCAGUGUGUUUGAUCAAAAUUGUCAGUUGUGGAUGACUUCCUUGCACCUGCAUAAAUAUACAGUAACAACAAUGAAUUUGUCCGAGUUAUAAGUGUAAAACUGGUGUAAGUAAAGUCUGAAUCAGGUUUGGGAUUUUUGUUCCAAGAAAACUAUUGUCUUUUAUCACAGAAAAGUAAAGGUCACACUGAUGUGAAUGUUAUAAAUGUAUCUGUUGGAGAGACUGGACCACAGAUGGCUUUUUGUGAUAUUCUGAGAUAUUAAAGUAACUGCUACUGGGCAUUUACAUUUAAAUAAAGAUGGGUUUUGUUUACCAUUGAGGAAAUAAUUGCUUUUGUAUCCCAACAAUCUGCACCAUUCUGUUUAUGAAAUAUGCUUGAGUCUGCUGCAUGAAAACCUCAUGCAAUAUCAAUACGUCUGCUCAUGUACAAGUUAAAUAAGCCUCAAUGUGAAAAUAUCUAAGGCCAGAUUCUCAGCUGGUGUAAAUUGGAAGAGCGUUGAAGUAUUGAUGCUGUGUUGACUUGGACCAGCUGAGGAUCGUGGGUUUAUUUAUAAUCUCCAUCUAUAUGGAGCUUAGACUCCUGUUGCAUAUGGCUACUAUAGAAUGGAGUUGUAUUUGAAUAUUUUCCACUUACAGCAAACUCAAAGGAGUAUAAUUUGCCUGUGCAGGUUAAACAAUACAAUUUCAGGCAUAUUAUGGCGAUGUGUUAAAGAGAGCUAUGCUUACUGCCAUGUUUUUAAGAUAUAUGCAUCUUUUAGAUGUGUUCUCUCAGGGUUCCCAGAGAAUGCCAUCAUGUAUCCUGACUGAAACCUAACUACCUAACCUGGCUGUUUUAUGAAGGUUGUUGCUAUUUUUUAAUUUCUUUGUAACAGUAGCUGGUAUUUUCAAAAUUAGUAAUAUCCCUGCCUUACAGCUUGGACAUGUCGGUAUUCGUGGGACUGUACUUUUUUUAAAGUGCAAUUCUUAAACUGUAAAAAGUGAUUCAGAAAAGGCAGGAAAUAAAGUACUUGACUUUUCAACGCAA
Molecule: messenger RNA, 4774 nt
Organism: Mauremys mutica (yellowpond turtle)
Lineage: Eukaryota; Metazoa; Chordata; Testudines; Geoemydidae
Product: S-adenosyl-L-methionine-dependent tRNA 4-demethylwyosine synthase TYW1-like
Exons: 17
Coding region: 447-2660 (737 amino acids)
Biological process (GO): wybutosine biosynthetic process
Molecular function (GO): FMN binding; 4 iron, 4 sulfur cluster binding; catalytic activity
Source: RefSeq, a predicted model, not a curated record